This is a messenger RNA of Leguminivora glycinivorella, 3545 nucleotides long. Its product is annotated as endoplasmic reticulum metallopeptidase 1-like. The transcript has 17 exons. The coding region runs from base 164 to 2737 and encodes 857 amino acids. NCBI's taxonomy places the organism in Eukaryota, Metazoa, Arthropoda, Insecta, Lepidoptera, Tortricidae. Gene Ontology annotation, biological process: proteolysis. The record is from RefSeq and is a predicted model, not a curated record. Gene Ontology annotation, molecular function: metalloexopeptidase activity.
CGUGCGAUCCUAUUGGACUGUGAAGUUUUGUGAUUUAUGCGGCAAAAAAAUAAUGUGAGAAAAAGCUCCGUUAAAUGCUAACAUAUCGUAAGCAACCAGUUAACAUUAGUUAAUUUGCAAUUGCCAGACGCUUGAGAACAGCAGGCACCGUAAUACCGUUAAGAUGGAGAAGGUGAAGGAGAACACCCUGGUCCGCUCGCCGCUGGCGCUGCGCUGGCUGGUGCUGGGCGCGCUCAGCUGCGCGCUGGCGGCGCUAGCGCUGCUGGCGGCGGGGGACAUCCUGCCCGAGCCUCUCACGCAGGCCGCGGAUCCCACCAGAUUCAUCGCGGAAAAUGCACAUAAACACCUCGUUAAUCUGACUUCUAUUGGCCCUAGGGUGGCGGGCAGCUACGAGAACGAGGUGCUGGCCGUGGGCGUGCUGGUGGGCGCUCUGCGGGAAAUAGCCGCCGGCGCGGCGCCGCACCACAUCCUCGAGAUUGACGUGCACACCGCCAGCGGGGCUUUUUCGCUGUCCUUCCUGGAUGGCAUGAACAACGUGUACCGGGACGUGCAAAGCGUAGUGGCGCGUCUGUCGGCGCGCGGGGGACGCCCCCCGCCCGCCAGCCGGAGGAACGCUCUGCUCAUCAACUGCCACUUCGACACCGUGCCGGACAGCCCUGGCGCCAGCGACGACGGCGCGGGGUGCGCGGUGGGGCUCGAGACGCUGCGGGCGCUGGCCGCCGCCCCCGCCCCGCACCCGCACGACGUCAUCCUGCUGCUCAAUGGAGCUGAAGAGAACAUCAUGCAGGCUUCCCACGCGUUCAUAACGACGCACAAGUGGGCGCCGUCGGUGCGGGCCUUCAUCAACGUGGAGGCGUGCGGCGCCGGCGGCCGCGAGGUUCUGUUCCAAGCCGGCCCGCAUGACCCCUGGAUCAUGGAGGUGUACGCGUCGUCCGUCCCGCACCCGUUCGCGUCGUCUCUAGCGCAGGAGAUCUUCGAGAGCGGGCUCAUCCCGGCUGACACCGACUUCCGCGUGUUCCGGGACUUCGGCAACUUGUCCGGCGUGGAUUUGGCCUGGAGUGCUAACGGCUACGUGUACCACACGAGACUCGACACGGCGGAUCGAGUGCCGCCCGCCACGCUACAGCGGACCGGCGACAACGUGCUCGCCCUGGUCACAGGUAUAGUGAAAAGCGGUCGGUUGUCGGGCGCGGUGGAGCGGGCGGGCGGGCAGCCCGUGUUCUUCGACUCGCUGGGCGUGGGGCUGGUGCUGCUGCGCGCGCACGCCGCACUGGCCGUGGCUGCGGCGGCCAUCGCUGCUGCCUUGCUGAGGGUCAAGCUCCAUGCUGGCGCCGCCAGAGACGAGCUAUACAUGAAGCCUUGGGAGUGGGUCCGCCUGGUGGUGACCGCCGCGGCGCUGGGCGUGGUGGGCGCGCUGUGCGGGGCGGGCUGGGCCGCGGCGUCGGGCGCCGCCGUGCACGUCGCGGCGCCGCUCGCCUUCUACAGCUCGCCCUGGCUGCUCGCGCCGCUCUACACGCUGCCCGCGAUAGCGGUGUCGUGGCUGGCGACGUUAAGACUGACUCGAAACGUAGCGCCGACUCUGAGAGGCUGGGCGCGCGCGCGGCUCGCGGGCGACGCGCUCAGUGUGUGGUGGGCCUUAGCUCUGCUGCUGUGUACGCUGGCAGCCUUGCGCUCGGGAUUUAUACCAGCGCUGUGGACCAUCGGGCUGUCGGCUAGCGGCAUCGUGGCGUACCUGCUGCGGCUGCGCGGCGGCGCGGCGCUGCUGUGCGGCAGCGCGGGGGCGUGGCUGCCGGCGCUGCAGACCGGCUACGUGGCGCUCGACGCGCUCGCCAUGCUGGUGCCCAUCAUGGGCCGCGCCGGGCCCCUCCCUCACGACAUAGUGAUGGGCGCGCUGUCGUCUGCGCUGGCGCUGGCGGCGUGCUCGUGGCUGCUGCCGCUGCUGGUGGUGGCGCGGCGCCCGCGGCGGCUGGCGGCGGCGCUGCUGCUGCUGCAGGCGGCCGCCGCGGCUGCCGUGCUGCUGACGCCGCUGGGGGACCCCUACAGUCCGACGCGGCCGCAGCGGCUGAUGGUAUUCCACACGCGACGCGAGGACCAUGUGACGGGCGAGCAGCAGGACCUGUACUGGACGCCCGACCUCGACGCCAACUCGCCGCACUCGCUCGACCCCUACGUGUCGGCGUUCAGAGCGGCCGUGCCCACGUCAGCUGAGGAGUGCGCGCGCUGGGUGUACUGCGGCGCGCCCUUCUACCUGCCCGCGCUGUCGGUGGUGCCGCGCGGACACAGCGCGCCCGCGCCCGAGCCGCCGCGCACGAGGCUAGAUGUGCAGCUGCGGCUGGAGGGGCGCCCGCCCGUGCUGGCCAUGAACCUCACCGGGCCCUCGCACGUGGUGGUAAUCGUGUCCCCCGCGGAAGGCGUGCGAGUGUCCCGCUACUCGGCUAGCGGCGCGGGCGGCGGCGCCCCGCGGCCGGCGCGGCGCUGGGGCGAGCGGGAGACGUACUUCUUCGCGCUGCACGACGCGCGCGCGCCGCAACCCUGGCGGCUCGCCUUCCACUUACAGCUGGAAGCGGGCGCGCCGCCGCCUACGGCCGCGUGGGUGGCCGUGUCGGCGGCGGGGCACAGCCAGGCGGGGCCGCGCAAGGAGUCGGGCGCCCUGCGCGCGCUGCUGGCCGCGCUGCCGCCGCACGCCGCGCCCGCCGCCACCGGCUGGGGCGUGCAUCUGCACCUCUACACGCUCUAGUCCGCUGUCGUGGCACGAUGACGACACGUCAAACUGACAGAUAUAAUUAUAUCAGAAUAGAUAGUAUUAAUCUCGAAGCAUAACAAUACUAGAGAGCGGACGAGCCGCCGGCGGGUACGUCGCAGAUGAUCUCAUUGAGCACGCGGUUGUCGCGUGCGUGAGUGAUGCCGGGCUCGCUAGUCGUUCGCAAGUACACACACAUGGAAGUGAUGCGCGUGUAUUGCGCAAUAGGAGCGUCCACCUACAAGUGUGUAGAUUCAAAAACUGGCGACAGGAUUCAAUAUUCGUGCUGCAUGUCCGAUUUCCUUUCUUCCUAAGAUAUCUGUGGUAUCAAAUCUAAAUUUUCCUUAACAUUCCUCGCUGAUAUUGACUUGACUGUGCCAAUGUGAGACUAUUUUGACCGGCUAACUGGAAGGAGUGGAAGGUGAUGGCAAUCGCUUUCGUAAAACUAGUGCCUGCGCCUUAUCUUGAAUGGGAUUAGUUGUCAAAGUGGACCCCGGGCUCCCAUGAGCCGUGACAAAUGGCGGGAUAACGCUAGAAGGCUGAUGAUAACUAAGGAUCGCCAUCUUCCUAGCAAAUUGGCUCGGGCGAUGCAAGCUUGCGCGCACGGGCUCAGGCGUGUCCGCGCAAGGCAGUUGCCUCGCGAGGCUGCUCGGUCAGUGUCGACCCAGCGUAGGCUAUCAUUCAGAAAAUAUUGACACUUGUACAUUUUCACCCGAGUUAAUAGUUCGAUGGAUAAAAAUACGGUAGCAGGAUAUUUACGUACAGUAAGGGUACCUACGAGAAUUAUAUAACAUAUUUUAUCGCC